This is a messenger RNA of Tachysurus vachellii, 746 nucleotides long. RefSeq names its product T-cell surface glycoprotein CD8 beta chain-like. The record is from RefSeq and is a predicted model, not a curated record. NCBI's taxonomy places the organism in Eukaryota, Metazoa, Chordata, Actinopteri, Siluriformes, Bagridae. Gene Ontology annotation, biological process: response to bacterium.
CUAAUGGACCAAUCAAAUCAGUCCACAGCUUCAAAUCAUCCAAUCAGGUGUGAGUCUGGACCUGGUUUUCUACUGAACACACAAGUUCAUUAGAUCACUUGGUCUGAACAGGAACGAUGAUCAGACUCUUUGUCGCUCUUUGUGCUCUUUUUUCUCUCUUCACAGCUGUGAAAACUUCUGACAUCAAGGAGAUUGAUGUGAUAACAGUAAAGCGUGGAGAAGAUGUAACUAUGAAGUGUAACACUGAAAGUGUCACAAAGAAAGAUAAUGUAGUUUGGUACAGACAGAGUUCAGGAAAAUUACCUCAGUAUUUUGCAAAACUAUACAAGAACAAUUUGGGCUACAAAUUUGAUGAAGGAUUUAAUGAUUCUCGUUUCAGUAUUAGUGUAAAUGACAAUAAAUUUGAUCUCAGUAUUAAAAAAACAACAGAAGAUGAUAAAGGAGAAUAUUUCUGUGGAGAAAUGGAAGGAAAUGUAGUGAAGUUCACAUCUGGAACACGUCUGCAAUUUGAAGAUAAAGAGAUGACAAACCGUAAUACAUCUGGAACAACACACAGAGAUUCAUCCAGCAGCCCAGAAACAAAUGCUUCAUCAAGCAACCAUCAAAUUCCCACCAAUCAGACUGCUGCUGCUGCUGAUGAUGUCUUGAACUAUGCAGCUGUGAGUUUUGCUAAAACACCUUCAUCCUCCAGAACAUCCAGAGCCAAGAGCCAUGAAGACGUUUACGCUCAUGUUAAAAUAAAAUAG